AUGGCAGACCGACGGAGAAUUAGGCUGACGUUUGGUGGUCGUGGUGGCGGCGUUAGUGGCGGCGAGCCGAUUGAGGGUUCUGGUCCUCGUCAUACAAGAUCAAGACGUUUGAAUGCGUCUGUUAGGAGGGAGUUAGGUGGUGCAGGACCUUCACAUGCACCGUUUCAGCAUGAGCAGCAGUAUGGGACUGCUGGUGCUUGGUCGGGGGAGCACCAGUCACAGGGGAGCGCCCCCAUGUAUUCGUCUACUGGAGUGCCUUCAUCAGAUCGGGAGGAGGAUGAAGAAGCAGGAAGUCAAUCUGCUGGAGAUGCACAGUACGACCCUCAGGAUUACCGUACUGUGUAUAAGGGUGACCAUGGGAGAUAUGUUAGCAGUAGUGAACCAGGUCAAGCUUCUACUAGCUCGUCAGAGCCAUGGGUGGUGCAGGGGCCGAUGGCAGGUGGGCCUGAGGAUGGUACCGUUAUUCCGAGUUUUGGGGGUCACGUGUCUGCUUACAUAUGGGCUGGGCAGGAGCGAAACGUGCUGCGGUGUUUGAGCAGGACACAGUUGUGUUCUGAAUUGGGUAACUGGCGCGCUCGUCUUUCGCCGGAGCACCUGGAACCGAUUGAUGGCACUGGUCUAUCUCAUUUACCCGGGACCAUGUUCCGACGAUUUGACUGGCCCUUAAUUUCUGCUUUUGUUGAGAGAUGGCAGCCAGACACGAACACGUUUCACAUGCCUUUUGGGGAGAUCACGAUCAUGCUGCAUGAUGUGUAUCAUAUUCUAGGGCUUCGUGUCGACGGUUCCAUGGUUUCCACUACUCCUAGCACGGACGUUUUACGGGACGCGUGCUCGGUUACCUUGGAUAUGACUGAGGAAGAGCUGAAUGAGAAGUGCGGUACCAAAACCGUGUGGCAGGGUAGUGGGGUCCUGACUGAGAGGAUAGUGGAGUCGACCUUGGAGGCGCAGAGGCCCUUCAGUAACCAUUACAGGGCGUACCUGUGGUUAGUACUCGGCGGUUGUUUGUUUUUGGACAAGAGUGGAAACCGUACUCAUCCUUCCUUCCUCAACGAGCUGUUUGUUGAGGAUGUUCAGAUUAGUGAGUACUCCUGGGGUUCUGCUGUGCUAGCAUACAUGUACCGGCAAUUGGGUACAGCAUCACGAAGAGAUGCUGAUUCUAUCGCUGGCUGCCUUACGCUUCUGCAGGCGUGGAUCUACGAGUACUUUCCGUGUUUCCGGCCUCAGCAGGGGACCUUGACCAGAGAGCUUGCUAUUCCUCGUGCGUCCGCCUGGGAUGUUGGAUCGGGGUGCCCUAACAAGAGCAUGGAGCGCCUUCUCGCUUUUCGGGCUAGGUUGGAUCAGUUGACUGACAAUGAAGUUAACUGGCUACCGUACGGAGUUGAUCCAGCACGACGCGUGCCUGCUACUCUUUUCAUUGGCUGCAUCCAGUAUCGUACCAUCAUUGAGCCAUACAUGCCUGAUCGAGUGGUUCGACAACUUGGAUACAUACAGGGCAUUCCACCAGCCAUUAUCAGGCCUGAGAAGGCUAAGAGACCGACGAACUUGAAGAUGUAUCGGGUUGACUUUCCGCCAGAGAUGACAUCUGUGAUGUGGAAUCGGUUUGUCCCUGGUAUGUCUUUUAGUGUCGUGGUAGGUGCCCUGAGCAGACUUGGUGGUGGUGCUCCUACAGUCGGUCCUGGUUACAUGCAGUGGCUGUACCGAUUUUCUCAUCCACGUUUUUCUCCAGUUGCGUCAACACAUGAGAGUCGCACACUGCCAGAGAGGACUAACACGGAUUACUGGAUGGGUCGGUCUAUGGAGGUCAUCAACAGGACCCUGGAGGAGUAUCCGAGCCUAUCGCGUGAUACAAGAGCAAUGGCUGAGGCGCUACGAGCUGAUUGGAGGGCGAUGAUGGGGUUGUGA
This is a messenger RNA of Chenopodium quinoa (quinoa), 1902 nucleotides long. RefSeq names its product protein MAIN-LIKE 1-like. Gene Ontology annotation, biological process: meristem development; meristem maintenance. Bases 1 to 1902 code for a protein of 633 amino acids. Lineage: Eukaryota; Viridiplantae; Streptophyta; Magnoliopsida; Caryophyllales; Amaranthaceae. The transcript has 3 exons. The record is from RefSeq and is a predicted model, not a curated record.